CUUACUUAGAAGAGCGGACUCCGCCGCGAGCCAGCAGUCUGGGCAAACCUUGCCGGACAGAACCGCGAGUCAGAGGUCCGGCAGCCAGGAUUUCACGCAGACCGGUACACCCGCGAACCAGGUAGUUGCGACGACGCCUACAGGGAUUAUGACCAACGCCAUGGGGCAGUUGACGUUGCAGGAUCAACAGCAAUUGCUCCAAUCCGUCCAGCCGACGCAGCAGCAAUGCGUGUUACUUUUGAGACCGUUUUGGAAGAAAUCGCUUCACGACAGGCUGCACUGCCGGCCGUUCUUGAAACAAGCGGAGAAGCACUACCUCGCGUUCCAAUUGCUGUUAGCCGUGAACCAGCUGCACAAAUGCGGAAUUCCACAUCUAGACAUCAAGUCGGAAAAUGUUUUUAUCGUGAAUGGUUCGGAGAGGUUGAUUUUGUCCGACAUCGCUUACCCAUUCAAACCGGUGUUUAUUACGGAAAGGAACCCGGCGGAUUUCUCCUUCUACUUCUCCUCUGCUUCCUUCUACUACGAACGAAGGGUUUUCCUAGCGCCGGAGCGGUUGCGGAGCGGAACUGAGGGAGAUAGCAGGAACAAAACUUCUUCCGGCUUGGAGUUUGCGCUCGUUUCCACAACUUCAAGUGGGUCUUCGUCGAGCAAAGAAAACGCGGCUUCAACAUCGCAACAGUCUAUUUACAAAAACGAAGAUCUCUAUCAACAGCAUUUCCAGCAAACGCUUGCCCCGAUGGACAUUUUCUCCGCUGGGUGUGUGCUAGCGGACCUGUUUCUAGACGGUAGGAGCCAAUUGAUUGUCGAUUUACCGGAGCUACUGCAGUACCGGAACAACCCGAAGCAGUUUUUUGAGGAGAUUUUGCAGCCGCGGUUGGAGAAGAUACAAGACACCGGGUCGAACAACGUCUUCAAAAACCUGAUCGCCCAAAUGGUACAAGCAGACCCGAGGAAGAGGCCAACCGCUUUUGCUUGUUUACAGCAAAUCUGCAGCGCUUCUUCCCCAUUACAGCAAAAUUUCAAUGUCGCGGGGUUGCACGCGUUUAGCACGAGUGUCGGUUUACACCCGUUGCUGCAGCACCCGGAUUUGUGGCUGUGCUAUUUGAGACAGAA
Messenger RNA from Amoebophrya sp. A120, 1113 nucleotides. The record is from the annotation of a GenBank genome assembly. NCBI's taxonomy places the organism in Eukaryota, Dinophyceae, Syndiniales, Amoebophryaceae.